Messenger RNA from Amphiprion ocellaris (clown anemonefish), 5346 nucleotides. RefSeq names its product SWI/SNF related, matrix associated, actin dependent regulator of chromatin, subfamily c, member 2 (gene smarcc2). Gene Ontology annotation, biological process: positive regulation of DNA-templated transcription. The record is from RefSeq and is a predicted model, not a curated record. Bases 16 to 3261 code for a protein of 1081 amino acids. NCBI's taxonomy places the organism in Eukaryota, Metazoa, Chordata, Actinopteri, Pomacentridae. Gene Ontology annotation, molecular function: nucleosomal DNA binding; histone binding. The transcript has 25 exons. Gene Ontology annotation, cellular component: SWI/SNF complex; npBAF complex; nBAF complex.
UGUCUGCAGGCAAAGAUGGCGGUGCGGAAGAAAGACGGCGGCCCGAAUGUAAAAUAUUUCGAAGCGUCUGAUACCGUUUCUCAGUUUGAUAAUGUCCGCGUCUGGCUGGGAAAGAAUUACAAAAAGUACAUCCAGGCUGAGCCCCCCACCAACAAGUCUCUGUCCAGCCUGGUGGUCCAGCUGCUCCAGUUCCAGGAGGAGGUGUUUGGUCGACAUGUCAGCAACCCUCCUCUUACCAAGUUACCUAUGAAGUGUUUUCUGGACUUCAAGUCAGGAGGGGCUCUCUGCCACAUCCUGGCUGCUGCCUACAAGUUCAAGAGUGACCAAGGAUGGCGCAGGUUUGACUUCCAGAAUCCGUCGAGGAUGGACCGAAAUGUGGAGAUGUUCAUGACGAUUGAGAAGUCCUUAGUGCAGAACAACUGCCUGACUAGACCUGUCAUCUACCUAAGCCCUGACAUAGAGCCAAAACUGCUCGGGAAACUGAAAGACAUCAUCAAAAGACAUCAGGGCUCAGUGACUGAAGACAAGGCCUCCAGCUCCCAUGUUGUUGUGCCCAUUCCCACCAGUCUGGAGGAAGAGGAGUGGGUGCGCCCUGUGAUGAAGAGAGAUAAGCAAGUGCUGCUCCACUGGGGAUAUUUUCCUGACAGCUAUGACACCUGGAUCCCAGCCAGUGAAAUUGAGGCUGCAGUGGAGGAUCCUCCCAGCCCAGAAAAGCCCAGGAAGGUCCAUGCAAAGUGGAUUUUAGACCUGGACCAGUACAAUGAGUGGAUGAACGAGGAGGAUUAUGAGGUGGGAGAGGGCUGUCCUAAGAGAAAGAGGAUCUCUGCCAAGACCCUGACAGACGAGGUGACCACACCUGAUGAGAGGAGGGACAAGAAGCCCGGCAGCGCCAAGAAAAGGAAGCGCUCGCCGUCUCCUUCCCCGACCCCUCCGCCUCAGGAGAGCAAGAAGAAGAACACCAAAAAAGGGCCAACGACCCCGUACACCAAGUCUAAACGGGGCCAGAGGGAGGAGGAACAGGAGGAUCUGUCUAAGGACCUGGAUGAAGCAUCACCUGUUGCAGCAUCUGAAGAGGGAAACCCAGCAAAGACAAACAACACUAAGAAGGAUUCUGAUUCAACUCCAGUGAAGGGAGGGACAGAUAUGGAUGAGCAAGAAGAUGAGUCGAUGGAAACAACUGGAAAGGAAGAGGAGGAAGGAUCUCCGAGUGUAAAGGGGGAACCAGUGAAAGGUUCAGACCUUCAUGAGGACAAUGUGACUGAGCAAACCCACCACAUCAUUAUCCCGAGCUACGCUGCCUGGUUUGACUACAACAGUGUUCAUGCCAUUGAACGCAGAGCCCUGCCAGAGUUCUUUAAUGGAAAGAACAAAUCCAAAACCCCUGAGAUCUAUCUGGCCUACAGGAACUUCAUGAUUGACACCUACCGACUGAACCCUCAGGAGUAUCUGACCUCCACCGCCUGCCGUAGGAACCUGGCAGGAGAUGUAUGUGCGAUCAUGAGAGUCCACGCCUUUCUGGAGCAAUGGGGACUCAUCAACUACCAGGUGGACUCUGAGAGCCGGCCCACACCCAUGGGUCCUCCACCCACCUCUCACUUCCAUGUCCUGGCAGACACUCCUUCCAGUCUUGUGCCCCUGCAGCCCAAGACGUCCCAGGUCCGUGUAAACUCACAUAAACACACAAAUAGACACAGUCACACAAAUUCUAGGUUGCUUUACAUUUGCCCCUCUUUCACUGUGGCCUUGCAGACCCCUGCCACCCAGCAGAUGAUGUCAUUCCCAGAUAAAGUGAAGGACAAGCCGGCAGAUCUGCAAAACUUUGGGCUGCGGACCGACAUGUACAGCAAGAAGACUGGCACUGCAAAGAGCAAGAAUGCAGCAAGUUCCAUGAGGGAUUGGACAGAGCAAGAAACACUACUACUACUUGAGGGCUUGGAGAUGUACAAGGAUGACUGGAACAAGGUGUCUGAACAUGUGGGCAGCCGUACACAAGAUGAGUGCAUCUUACACUUUCUGCGGCUGCCCAUUGAGGACCCGUACUUGGAGGACACCUCUUCGACUCUGGGCCCACUGGCUUACCAGCCAAUACCUUUCAGUCAAGCUGGAAACCCUGUCAUGAGCACCGUGGCCUUCCUCGCCUCCGUAGUCGACCCACGUGUGGCUUCAGCUGCAGCUAAAUCUGCACUUGAGGAAUUUUCUCGUAUGAAGGAGGAGGUUCCUGCAGCGCUUGUUGAGGCUCAUGUGCGGCGAGUGGAGGAAGCAGCGAGGGUCAGCGGCAGACAGGAUCCCCUGUAUGGCCUGGAGGGCAGCGGCAUCGCAGGCACUGGCCUGGAGGAGGGAGAAAGGCCUGAUGAAAGCAGUGAUGAAAGUAAGAGUGACAGCCAAUCAAGUGAGGAGAAGAGAGAGGCCAAGGACAGCAAAGAUGGAGCGAUUGAGGAGGAGGAGAAGCAGGCGGAGAAUGGAAAGAAGGAAGAGGAAAGAGGAAGAGAACCAGAAGGAGAGAGAGAGGCAGACAAAACAGAGUCUGAAAUGGGUGAUGGAGAGAAGGACAAGGAUGGAAAAGAGGGAGCAGAGGAGGGACAAAGAGAGGGGGAGAGUGAGGGAGAAAGGAAGGCUAAGGUGGAGCGUGAUGUUGGAGAAGGAAACCUGGCAACAGCUGCUGCCUCCGCUCUAGCAGCUGCUGCUGUCAAAGCCAAGCAUCUGGCUGCAGUGGAAGAGAGGAAGAUCAAAUCUCUGGUGGCUCUGCUGGUUGAGACCCAAAUGAAGAAGCUUGAGAUUAAACUGCGACACUUCGAAGAACUGGAAACCAUCAUGGACAGAGAGCGGGAGGCUUUGGAGUAUCAGCGGCAGCAGCUGCUGGCUGACCGUCAGUCCUUCCACAUGGAGCAGCUGAAAUACGCUGAGAUGAGGGCUCGCCAGCAGCACUUCCAGCAGAUUCAGCACCAGCAGCACAGCCAGGCCGGGGGUCCUCAUUCCAACCAGGCAGCCUCAGGCCCGCCAGCCCAAGGGGUAGCUGCAAGCCAGCCAGCUCCCAGCACACCAGCGCCGCAGCCGGCCCCCAGCCCUGCACCACCAGCCUCCUCUGCCCCGGCCUCUGAGUCCCAGCCUCCCCAGGGCGCUCACACCUCACCCCCCUGUCCCCCAGGCCAGGCCCCGGCUGCUCACUCCAGCUCCAGCACUACACCUGUACUCCACGAGUCCAGCACCCCUCUCCCUGGGGAGACGCUCCACCCUUCGGCUCCAGUUCCUCCUCCCCAGUGAGAAAAAAUAAAUUGCCUGAGAAUCCGAAUGACUCUGACCACUUGAAUCCUGCCUGUAUCAUCUGAAAUGAAGAAGUCAUCAAUUGAAGGAAGAGAACACAUUUUACAUUUUCAGUAUUUUUUUCCCCCAAGAAAACAAUUUGAUGUGAGAAAGAAAAAAAUAACAUCUAAAUCAAUCCACCUCUACGCUGACUAUCUGUUACAAAGAGAAGUCCUUUUCAAACUUAAUCGACUAUUGAAGAGAAUUCAUCCUGUGUGGUCGACUGGACAGCAACAUCUCAUCAUUUUCAGCUUAACACCAGAGAACUGGUUAACUUUGAAGGUCUUACCGACAUGCUGGCACUCAAGGAGAAGAAGAGAAAAGACUCAUCUUGUGUUUUCAGUGUUUUGGAAAUUGUUGCAUUUAUUUUCCUGCAACAGUUUGUCACAGCUUGUGAAGUCUCGUGCUUCAUAAUCUCUCCAGUCCCCCUGUCGUACUCCAGGUACUAAAAUAUAUGUAAGAAAAAAAAAGCACUUUUAAUAUGUUUCCCGAGGUCUCAUUGAAAGACUUGAAGCAUCCAUGAAAUUGAACUUUAGCACUUAUAAUAUCUUCCUUAUGUUGUCUUAAAUACUUUUUCAUACUGAAGGCUUUGAAAACUUGAUUGGGAAUCUUAGUUUUUCCUCUAUUUUUAUUUGUUUUACAUGGACAAACGGUCACUCUACAGGGUCUGGCCUGAAGGUCACAUGUCUAAAACCAAUGAAAAGUCUGUAAUGAAUGAAAAAGAUGAAAGUUAAUGAAGCCAGUUUGAAAUUACAUGAACUUAGUUUGGAUGCAGUUUGAGAAAAACGUACUGUGAACUGGAUUUUCUGUUACAAACACACCAUUUCUUAAUGAUAAUACAAGAACCAUUUGAAAGUACUGACAGCUUGAGGUCCUGAAAAGACCUCCUUUUAAAUGUCUUAACGUGUUCGUGUCCCACACUUUUCAACAGCACUUAUUGAAACCCGCGGCAGUGUGGAGCUUCACGUCUUGCAAGCGCGGAUGAGCUCAAAGCAUCCGAGCUGCAGUUUUGUGAGGAAUGUAGUUUUGUUCGAAAGGAAUGACUGAAAAGAAAGUCUGGGAAUAAUACUGUACUCCUAUUAGCGACCACAUACGUGUUUAUUCAGAAUUUGACUUUGUGUUGAUUGCCAAACCAAAAUGUUUUUAUAGUCAUGUUUAUCUCACAUUUACUCGGUGAGUUUUAUUACGGUUACUUGGGAAUUGAGGAGGAUUUUUAGCAGCUUGUUCCUUCGCCGGUGCAUUUAAUGAUAAACAUGGAAGAAAUGUUAAAGCUGUCAAACAAAACAAGGGAGCACCUUAAACAGCUGACAAUGGAGAAUUGUGUCCUUAAUAUCUGCAACAAUAUCCUCACUUUUUAUCCUAUCAAUUUUUAUAUUUUUUACUGUCUGUUUUUCCAUCCUCUUUCUUUGAUAUCUCAACAUUGUAACUGUGUAUUAUUACCUUUGUAGCCUAUAUUUACCCUCUCCACCGUUGUGUAUGAUUCGGACAUUUCUGCUGGACCUGUCCGAGAUGUGACUGUGAGCAUGUGUGUAUGUGAACGCAUGCCAUUGAGACCUGUAAACCAUAUUACCCUUCAGUUUUUCUUUUCAGUGCCAUCUGUUGUGUGUUCACCAAGUUUGAAGAAUUUAAAAAAAAAUGAAAAGAAAAAACAUGCUUCAUUCUGCGCACGGCAUGUCACGUCACGUCCGUGUCAUGAAAUAUACUCCAGUCAGAUGGUGAAACUUUACAGUUAAUGUCCGUCAAGCCAGUAUUGCAGUCCUCACCACAGCUGUGAGCCUAAAUGGACUUCUUUUAUCUGUGUUAUUAUUACAUUGUGUGGAUUUUGUGAUAUGAAAUAAGUGUCUGUUCAGUUUCUGUAUGUUUUUCACUAUGCUGAAGGUAGCAGCAAUUGCGUUGAUCAUUAUACAGUAGAAAUCAAUUUUUUCCUCAGUAAAUCAUCGCAUUAGUGCUGACAGUUACUCUGGCAGUUUGUAUUAAAAAAAUGUCAAAACAAAACAGGUUUUAAUUACAAAAUGUUUGGGGAAAAAAAUAAAGACGUGAAGAGGA